GCGUGGUAUGGCGCUCGCUCUGGUGUGUGUCGCUCUUCGCUUCCCUCCCUCCCUUUCUAGGUCCUUCCGCUGGGUGCCCGCUCUUGGCAGCGGAAGUGAAUUUGGGUGUUUUGUGUGUGUGUAAGAGAGAGGGAAGUGUGUGUGUCUGCGUCUGCCUGCGAGAAAGCGAGCCUGGCACGGCACGGAGCCAAAGAGAGGAUGCGCCUGGGCCGACUCCGCUUUUGCAGCUCGGGCGAGGACCUCGAGCCGGGAAAGUGAGAGCUGAGAGGAGGCUCCGUGGGGCAGAAGAGGAGGGGCCGCUUUCGGGAAGGGCCGUGAGGGGCGCCUCGCUCGCGCUACACCAUUUUCCUUUUUUCACCGAUGUUGCUGUGUUUGUGGGCUUUGAGAACAAAGCACCUGCCUGGAAUAUAGGGAUUUCUCAGCACUUUACUUCUCAGUCCCAACUCCCAGGGCUGCUGUUGGUGCCACAAAAGUCUUUGUAGCCAUCAACCCAAGUGUGGUUUCGAUGGAAAAAUGAAGGUUGCACGUUUUCAAUCACUGCCUAAUGAUGACAAUGAAAUAAUGAUUCCUGUCCUGACUUCCAAAAAAGCAAGUGAAUUACCUGUCAGUGAAGUUGCAAGCAUUCUUCAGGCUGACCUUCAAAAUGGAUUGAAAAACUGUGAAGUCUGUCAUAGGCGGGCUUUCCAUGGAUGGAAUGAAUUUGACAUUGGUGAAGAUGAACCAUUAUGGAAAAAAUACAUUUCUCAGUUCAAAAAUCCCCUUAUUAUGCUUCUCUUGGCUUCUGCUGUCAUCAGUGUUAUAAUGCAUCAGUUUGAUGAUGCCGUCAGUAUCACUGUGGCGAUACUUAUUGUUGUUACAGUUGCCUUUGUUCAGGAAUACCGUUCAGAAAAAUCUCUUGAAGAGCUGAGUAAACUUGUACCUCCAGGAUGCCAUUGUGUUCGAGAAGGCAGAGUGGAGCAUACACUUGCAAGAGACUUGGUUCCAGGUGAUACUGUCUGCUUGUCAGUGGGAGAUAGAGUUCCUGCUGACUUGCGCUUAUUUGAGGCUGUGGAUCUUUCUAUUGAUGAAUCUAGUUUGACAGGUGAGACAACUCCUUGCUCUAAAUGUACAUCUCCUCAACCAGCGGCUACCAAUGGAGAUCUUACUUCAAGGAGCAAUAUUGCUUUCAUGGGAACACUGGUUCGAUGUGGAAAGGCAAAGGGGAUUGUUAUUGGAACUGGAGAAAACUCUGAAUUUGGAGAGGUUUUCAAAAUGAUGCAGGCAGAAGAAGCUCCGAAGACACCCUUGCAAAGGAGCAUGGAUCUCUUAGGGAAACAACUCUCGCUGUAUUCCUUUGGGAUAAUUGGAAUAAUUAUGUUGGUUGGUUGGCUGCAAGGAAAGCAUAUCCUUGAUAUGUUUACGAUUGGCGUGAGCCUGGCUGUAGCUGCAAUCCCUGAAGGACUGCCUAUUGUGGUAACAGUAACGCUGGCUCUUGGUGUGAUGCGAAUGGUCAAGAAACAGGCUAUUGUUAAAAAGCUACCCAUUGUUGAGACAUUAGGCUGCUGCAAUGUGAUUUGUUCAGAUAAAACUGGUACACUGACAAAGAAUGAAAUGACUGUUACCCAUAUAUUUACAGCAGAUGGGCUACAUGCUGAGGUUACUGGAGUGGGCUAUAAUAGGUUUGGAGAAGUUAUGGUUAAUGGUGAUGUUGUUCGUGGAUUUAAUAAGCCAUCUAUUAGCAGAAUUGUUGAGGCUGGGUGUGUGUGCAAUGAUGCUGUAAUUCAAAACAACACUUUAAUGGGGAAACCAACAGAAGGGGCCUUAAUUGCACUUGCUAUGAAGAUGGGUUUGGAUGGAAUACAGCAGGACUACAUAAGAAAAGCAGAAUAUCCUUUCAGUUCUGAGCAAAAAUGGAUGGCUGUUAAGUGUGUACAUAGAACACAACAGGAUAAACCAGAGAUUUGCUUCAUGAAAGGUGCCUAUGAGGAGGUGAUUCGAUAUUGUACAACAUACAAUAGCAAAGGACAUAACUUACCUCUUAGCCAACAACAAAGAGAUCUUUAUCUACAAGAGAAAGCAUCCAUGGGCUCUGCAGGACUUAGAGUCUUGGCCAUAGCAUCUGGUCCUGAGCUUGGACAGCUUUCCUUCCUUGGCCUGGUUGGAAUUAUUGAUCCACCAAGAACUGGUGUAAAAGAAGCUGUGACUGCACUUAUCACGUCAGGAGUAGCAGUAAAAAUGAUUACUGGAGAUUCACAAGAAACUGCUGUAGCUAUUGCUAGUCGCUUGGGGUUAUACUCCAAAAAUUCUCAGUCAAUCUCGGGUGAAGAAAUAGACACACUGGAUAUACAACAGCUUUCACAAAUAGCACCAAAGGUAGCAGUGUUCUACAGAGCCAGCCCCAGACACAAGCUGAAAAUUGUUAAGUCACUUCAAAAUAAUGGUGCAGUAGUUGCUAUGACAGGGGAUGGAGUGAAUGAUGCUGUAGCACUGAAAGCUGCAGAUAUUGGAGUUGCAAUGGGGCAGACUGGCACUGAUGUUUGUAAAGAAGCAGCUGAUAUGAUUCUAGUAGAUGAUGACUUUCAGACAAUAAUGUCUGCCAUUGAAGAGGGUAAAGGAAUUUAUAAUAACAUUAAAAAUUUUGUUAGAUUUCAGCUUAGCACGAGUAUAGCUGCAUUGACAUUAAUCUCAUUGGCCACAUUAAUGAACUUUCCUAAUCCUCUCAAUGCCAUGCAGAUCUUAUGGAUCAAUAUUAUCAUGGACGGACCUCCAGCUCAAAGUCUUGGAGUUGAGCCUGUGGACAAAGAUGUUAUCCGGAAACCCCCAAGAAAUGUCAAGGACAGCAUUUUGACCAGAAAUCUAAUUGUUAAAAUACUAGUUUCAUCUCUUAUUAUUGUAUGUGGAACGCUGUUUGUCUUCUGGAGAGAGCUACGAGACAAUGUCAUAACACCCAGAGAUACAACAAUGACCUUCACUUGCUUUGUGUUUUUUGACAUGUUCAAUGCUUUGAGUUCCAGAUCUCAGACGAAAUCUGUGUUUGAGAUUGGACUCUGCAGCAACAAAAUGUUCUGUUACGCGGUCCUUGGAUCUAUAAUGGGGCAGCUGUUGGUAAUCUACUUCCCUCCUCUUCAGAAGGUUUUUCAGACAGAGAGUCUACAUGUACUAGAUUUGCUGUUUCUCCUGGGCCUUACCUCCUUGGUGUGUAUAGUAGCAGAGAUUAUAAAGAAGGUUGAAAGAAGCAGGGAGAAGACUCAGAAACAUGGCAGAUCAUCAUCUUUAACAUCUUUUCUUGAUGUAUGAUGCACAUUACAUUCUUUGUUUGCAAAACUAGAAACUGUUGUCCUACAUAGGAGGAAGUAAAAUGAGAAGAUAAAGGGCUUUUGACAAGUCCUCCUUUCACUGAUGGAUGAUGAACACUGGUAAUUUUACAGACUGUUUGAUUCUAAACUUCCAUCUGAGGGAGUAAUAAACAAAAUUAUGCAACUUUGGUAAAAAAAUUCUUCAAAGAAAACUUACUUUUCAGACUGAAUGGAACUUUCUAGGUGUAAGAGGUUACUUUCACAAGAAACAAAUGUCAAAAGUCUUGCCCACCUUUUUGCUCUUAAGAGAUAUAUGUGUAUAGAAACAUGUAUUAGAAAAAGAAUUCUAGUUUUUAUUUAAAAAAACUUUUAUGGUGGUGGUGGGACUUUACUAUUAAAUAUUUGAGGCAUUCCAUCUGAUAUAGAGGAGUUGCAAGAGGUGCCAUAUUUCAGUUUCUGUAUUUAUUUACAUUAUCCUGCAAUGUGUACCUUGUGCUACCUUUUUUAUAUCCUAUUUUUGCACAGGAUGUGACCACUGUCAGAUCAUUGUCUUUUCUUUCUUUUUGUGAUUGAAAAGCUUAUACUGCAAUUUUGAAGUAAAUGUUUGCUUUUCUAAAACGUGUGAAUGUGUAUGUCGAUAAUUUUAAAUGAAGCAGAUCACAAAUUGGAAAUUUAUGUGUGAAUGUUUUUUUCCAUUUCUGCAGUGAUCUAGACUUAUUUGAUUAUAACUAACUUUCUGCUUUUCUAAACUGUAAACACUUCACAAUUAAUAGUGAGUGACUAGCUUUAAACCAAAUAUGUUUGUCUUCCUACAUUCAGCAGUAGGAGUCCCAGACAAACUACAUUAUAACAUCAAAUCUUGGCCAAAAGGAACUGAGCUUAAAGUCAUGGUGUUCAUUGUGGCCCUUGGCUUUUCUUUCUACUUUUUAAAAUAAGCCUUUGGAAAGAUCAAGCAUAGCAUUUUUGAGGGGCUCUUAAGAGCCUGACUACACUUGAAGUAUAUUGCUUAAUUUUUCUGGAAAAGUGCUUCUAUUACAAUUUGCCUGUAUGUUACUAAUAUGUGGAGUGUCAUUUGGUAGAAAUGGAUGAACAUCUUGAAAAACAAAGUUUCAAGUAAUUCUUUGGUGUAAGCAAUAUGAGAAAUCUUGAGCAUUCAUUAUAAACUGUGGAUACUGUCUUCCAGUUUCCUUUUACUUGAUGCAAAGGAAUGCUUAUGCUCUGUAUGCACAAAAGGUUUUCCCCUUUAUUGUUACAUCCCCCUGGAUCCAGGAAGACCAGUUGCUGAUCACUGGAGGUCCUCCCAGCAAUAACAGCAUGGUCCACAGGAAGAAGAAACUGGCUCUCGAUGUAUGCAUAUUAUACAGGACUGUAUUUUCUGCUAAAGCACAGUGCUAUUUAGAUGCUACCCUAUUUCAUGUUUAAGAACUAUAGGUUUUAUUUUGUCUUAGUCAUGAUCAGAGGAUAUUGGCAUUUUACAGUUGCACAAAAAUAAAUUUUUGCUGAUUUUCUUAUGAUACGUGUAACAUGCCAUUUGACAGUGCACACUGAAGCAUGUUAAUUAGCCUGAAGGCAGUAUUUUCUGAUACUGGUCUAAUAAAAGUUGGUCCCUUCA
This is a messenger RNA of Pogona vitticeps (central bearded dragon), 4887 nucleotides long. It is a transcript of the gene ATP2C1, whose product is annotated as ATPase secretory pathway Ca2+ transporting 1. Gene Ontology annotation, molecular function: P-type calcium transporter activity; ATP hydrolysis activity; ATP binding. Lineage: Eukaryota; Metazoa; Chordata; Lepidosauria; Squamata; Agamidae. The record is from RefSeq and is a predicted model, not a curated record. Gene Ontology annotation, biological process: calcium ion transport. Gene Ontology annotation, cellular component: membrane.